AUGGCUACAUAUGAUGGCUCCGCAAUAGGUGUUGGUGAGUUCCUGGUGUAUAUGAAGGUUACUCUCCUGCUUCUCUGGCUGAAAGGAUUCCUCUUCCUUCCUGAAUGGCCCCAGGUUGGGCACUCCCAAAGACUUGGCCCCCCAGAAGUGGUGAUCCCCCUGAGGGUUACACCCACUGACAGAGGCAUGAAGCUUCAAGGCUGGUUCUGUUACAAACUGCAUUUUGGGGGCCAGAGACAUGUUGUUCAUAUAAAGGUCAAGAAGAAUUUUUUGUCCAAAAACUUCCCAGUGUUCACCUAUGCAGACACGGGUGUUCUCCUGGAAGACCAACCUUUUGUCCAGGAUGACUGUUAUUACCGUGGUUAUGUGGAAGGGGACCCAGAGUCUCUGGUUUCCCUCAAUAACUGCUUCGGGGGCUUUCAGGGAAUGUUACAGACAAAUGACAUUGUUUAUGAAAUUGAACCCAAAAGGUUUUCUCCUGCGUUUGAGCAUCUAAUAUAUAAGCUAGACAAUGAGGAGACAAAUUUUUCAUAUUUUAGAUGUGGGUUAACAGAUGAAAACAUAGCAGGCCAAUUGAAGUUUCAAGGAAGCAUUAAUUCCACUUUGAUGCAAAGUGGCUAUACAGGCUGGUGGACCCACAGGUACUUUCUUGAAGUUGCAGCGGUCAUAGAUCACACUCGAUAUGUUCAUCAUGAAAGCAAUACUUCGCUUGCGCAGGAAGAAGUGUUCCUUGUUUUAAAUGGAGUAAGUGACCUUAUGAAAGCACUGGGUCUGGAGGUACUUUUCAAGGGAAUGGAGAUAUGGACUGAAAAAAGCCUUAUUGCCAUAGAAAGUGUUAACAAGGCCUUGGACGACUUUUGCAAAUGGAAGCAAAAGGGCUUCCAUACCCGUGUGCGCCAUGAUCUGGCGCAUGUUUUUGUAAAAAAGAAUUAUGGUGAAACUCUUGGCUUGGCCUUUGUUGGAACAGUGUGUUCAGGUCGUUAUAGCUGUGGAAUUGAGACUUUCCACAAUGAAAGAAUUUUUACUUUAUCUUAUAUUGUGACUCAUGAGAUGGGUCAUAAUUUGGGUAUGAAUCAUGAUAAUAUCAAAAUAUGUAAAUGUGGAGCACCAAGGUGCAUAUUGUUUCCAUAUGUAGCAUUAACAACUAAAUUCAGCAACUGCAGCUAUGCUGAUUAUUGGAACCUCGGUCAUAGAAGACAUUGUUUGUACACAGCACCAGAUCCACUUACAGUCAUCAGGGAGACACGCUGCGGAAACGGUGUGGUUGAAGAAGGAGAAGAGUGUGACUGUGGACCCUUAAAGAAGUGUAACACUGAUCCCUGUUGUCAGUUAAACUGCACUAUGACAGCUGGUGUAAACUGUGCUUUGGGGCUUUGUUGCCAUAACUGCACAUUCAUGCCACCAGGCACCGUGUGUAGGAAAGUAGAAAAUGAAUGUGAUCUUCCAGAGUGGUGCAACGGGACAUCCUAUCAGUGUCCAGAAGAUGUGUACAUGCAGGAUGGGACCUCCUGCACAGGCGGUGGUCACUGCUAUGAAAAGAGAUGCAAUGAGCGCAAUGAACAGUGUAGGAAAAUCUUUGGCAAAGAGGCCAAGAAUGCAAACGUGAGUUGCUACAGGGCAGUGAAUACCCGAGGUGACCGUUUCGGUAACUGUGGUAUCACAGCCACCUCAUACGUAAAAUGCAACAUGUCAGACAGCCUGUGUGGGAGGAUUCAGUGUGAGAACGUGAAAGAACUUCCUCUAAUGAGCAAUCAUACUACUCUGCAUUGGACUAAAUUCAAUAAUAACACUUGCUGGGGUAUAGACUACCACCGUGGGAUAGGAACAGCUGAUAUUGGUGAAGUGAAAGAUGGUACCAUGUGUGGUCCCCGAAACACCUGCAUCAGAAGGAAGUGUGUCUCUUCUUCCACCAUUCCACGUUUUUGCUCACCUCAGCUCUGCUCUUUGAGGGGAAUCUGCAACAACAGACAUCACUGCCACUGCAAUGCCGAGUGGGACCCUCCCACCUGCCAGCAAAAAGGCAGAGGGGGCAGUGUGGACAGUGGCCCACCCCCUGCCUCCCAGACAGAAGAAAGGAACCCCAGCUCCUGCGGCUUUACACCUUCUCCCAGCACACCUUUCCGCCUGCAUUCCAGCGAAAUGCUGGCUUGUCCUCUGAAGGGUAUGGCCUCCCAGGAGCUUCUGGUGACGAGUCAUUCAUCUGCUGAGGCUCCACGCACCAUGGAACAGGCAAGGAGCAUUUGUCGACAGCCUGCAUCAGACCCUGCCAGGAGCCUCCUCAACAAGAAGGGGCCAGCCAUGGCGUCGCCCUUCACUGUGCUUGUGUUUCUCGUCUUCUGGGAUACAGGACUAGCAGCUUUGUAUUUUGACGCUGGAAGAGUGGGUACCUACAACUGGUGGCUCAACGGCGGAGGUGAAACACAGCAAAAGUCCAACUCGGCGAAAGCUUCUGUGGCAGAAGCUGAACGUGAAGAAAACCCAGCGCAGUGCAAGUGUCAAGACGCCCAGCGUGCUGGCAAAUGGGACAGCCAAAACAAACAGCAGAAAGCUCAUGUGGCAAGGUCUCCAAUUCUAGAAGGCCUCCCGUUAAGGAGAGCAGCAGUGGGUGCAACUGAGGGAUUCUGGAGAGGCUACUCCCCAGCAUGUCCUGAAGGCUCCACUAUCCUCUGUGCCCCAGUAGCUGUUGUCCAAGUGGGAGGACCAGAGGACACCCGCAGGGCAGGCCACCCUCACGCUCUGCAGAGCCUGACACGGUCUCCAGGCUUCCAGCCUCUCAUCCCCAGCCCCGGACAGGGGAAUAUUGGGCGAGCAUAUUCCUCUGGCCGCAGGUCCAUCACAGCUGGCCCCCUGUGUGCCUGUCUCUAUGCCUUUACUUAA
This is a messenger RNA of Budorcas taxicolor (takin), 2877 nucleotides long. RefSeq names its product disintegrin and metalloproteinase domain-containing protein 20-like. Gene Ontology annotation, cellular component: sperm head plasma membrane; external side of plasma membrane; plasma membrane. Gene Ontology annotation, molecular function: metalloendopeptidase activity. The record is from RefSeq and is a predicted model, not a curated record. The transcript has 7 exons. Gene Ontology annotation, biological process: proteolysis; male gonad development. Bases 1 to 2877 code for a protein of 958 amino acids. NCBI's taxonomy places the organism in Eukaryota, Metazoa, Chordata, Mammalia, Artiodactyla, Bovidae.